Mastomys coucha (southern multimammate mouse) is the source of this 4116-nucleotide messenger RNA. It is a transcript of the gene Txndc16, whose product is annotated as thioredoxin domain containing 16. The record is from RefSeq and is a predicted model, not a curated record. The coding region runs from base 357 to 2816 and encodes 819 amino acids. NCBI's taxonomy places the organism in Eukaryota, Metazoa, Chordata, Mammalia, Rodentia, Muridae. The transcript has 22 exons.
UUUCCGCUCUAGAGACUGAUUUUGCGGAGGCAGCGGCGGCCGUGGGCGGUGAGCGUUCUCAGGUAGGCGUAGUCGCUUUGCUAGCCGCCGAGGGGACCAGCCCCUGCCCCGCCUUCUGUCACCAUCUCUACCCAGAUGGGAGGGAAGUGCUGGCCUCAGAAACCUUACAUUUUCACCGCACGAGGAUCUCAGGCAGGAGGAAACACGGGGCGAGGGAAGCGAAUGAAGCAAAGAGCGAGCGGAAAUUAUUAAAAGAUGAAAAUUCUCACCUAUACCCGUAUCGCGUCAGGCAGUAGAACACAGCAGUGAAGAAAACAGACAAGUCUCCUGGCACGCAUAUCCAGGCACAGCUCACGAUGUCUUCUGGCUUCAGUGUAUUUAGAGCUGGUGUUGCAUUGGUUUUGAUGUGCAGUUUUUACAAGUCAACUGAAGACUCUCUCCCAGAACUGAGUCCUCAGCAGUAUUUCAGCACACUGCAGCCAGGAAAAGCCUCAUUAGCUUAUUUUUGCCAAGUUGGUUCUCUGAGUAACUCUGUGUUUCUAGAAGAACUAAAAGAAGCCAUUAGGCCUCUCCAGGACUAUGGGAUUUCAGUUGCAAAGGUUACUUGUGUCGAAGAAGAAGCAUCAAGGUACUGUGGGAAAGAAGAGGGUUUGAUGAAAGCGUAUUUAUUCAGAGGCAACAUACUUCUCAGAGAAUUCCCCACGGACAUCUUGUUUGAUGUGAACGCCAUCAUUGCUCAUGUUCUUUUUGCUCUGCUUUUUAAUGAAGUAAAAUAUAUUACCACCCUGGAAGACCUUCACAGCAUAGAAAACUCUCUGAAAGGAAAAUCAAAUAUGAUAUUCUCAUAUGUAGAAGCCAUUGGAACACCAGAACAUAGAGCAGUCAUGGAAGCUGCUUUUGUGUAUGGAACCUCUUACCAGUUUGCCUUAACCACAGAAAUCGCUCUUUUAGAAACUAUCGGCUCUGAGAAUAUAGAGCAUGCACAUCUCUACUUUUUUCAUUGUAAGCUGGUCUUGGACUUGGCUGAGCAUUGCAGAAGAACACUAAUGGAACAACCAUUGACCACACUGAAUAUCCACGUAUUUGUGAAGACAAUGAAUGCACCUCUGUUGAUGGAAGUAGCUGAGGAUCCUCAGCAGGUUUCAACCAUUCAUCUACAACUAGGAUUGCCACUGGUUUUUAUCAUCAGCCAGCGAGCUACACAGGAGGCUGACAGAAGGACUGCAGAGUGGGUAGCAUGGCAUCUUCUGGGGAAAGCAGGUGUUCUGCUCUUGUUGAGGGACUCUGUGGACGUGAACAUUCCUCAGCACGCUAAUGUGGCCUUCAGAAGAGCAGAGAAGGAUGUGCCUGUGGAAUUUCUAGUGUUGAAUGAUGUUGAGUUAAUCAUUUCCCAUGUGAAAAAUAAUAUGCACAUUGAAGAAAUACAAGAAGAUGAAGACGAAGACAUGGAAGGCCCAGAUCUGGCUGUUGAAGAUGAUGAGGUGGCAGGAACUGUUUACAGAGAUAGGAAGAGAUCACUGCCUUUGGAGUUGUCUGUGGAGCUAACAGAGGAGACAUUUAACACAACAGUCAUGGCUUCUGACAGCAUAGUGCUCUUCUAUGCUCCCUGGCAUGCAGUAUCCAUGGCAUUUCUGCAAUCCUAUAUUGAUGUGACAAUUAAGUUGAAAGGCAGGUCCACCAUCCUUCUCACUAGAAUAAAUUGUGCAGAUUGGUCUGAUGUCUGUGCGAAGCAAAAUGUUACUGCAUUUCCUGUGGUAAAGUUGUAUAAGAAAGGCGAGAGCCCAGUGUCUUAUGCUGGUAUGUUGGGAACUAAAGAUCUCCUGAAGUUUAUCCAGUUGAACAAGAUCACCUGUCCAGUGAGCAUAGCAUCCAUCCAAGAGGCAGAAAAAUACCUACGUGGAGAAUUAUAUAAAGACCUGUUCAGCUUUACUAGUUUGUCAGUGCUGGGGCUCUUUAGUCCAGCCAUGACCUCAGCAAAAGAAUAUUUUAGGGAAGCAGGGAAGCAACUGAGAGGCUCUGUCAUCACAGGAGUUUAUUCUGAAGAUGAUGUUUGGAUUCUGUCAAAUAAAUAUGCUACAACUCUCCCAGCCCUGCUACUGGCCAGGCCUAAAGAAGGUAGAAUAGAGAGUGUCCCACUAGACACCACCCCGGUACAAGACAUGGUUCAGAUACUAGCAAAUGCAUCACUGGAAGCAUUUCCAGAAAUCACUGUGGAAAAUCUUCCCACAUAUUUAAGAUUUCAGAGACCAUUACUUAUCUUGUUUAGUGAUGGCAACAUAAACCCUCAGUAUAGGAACACAGUCCUGGCACUGGUGAGACAGAAGCAGUUGGAUUCGUUUACCCCUUGCUGGUUAAAUCUAAAGAACACUCCAGUGGGGAGGGCCAUCUUAAAGGCAUAUUUUGGCCCUCUGCCACCACUUCCUCAGCUGCUUUUGGUGAAUCUGCAUUCAGGUGGCCAAGUAUAUGCAUUUCCUUCAUCCCAGUCUGUAACGGAACAAAGCCUUGUGUUGUGGCUGAAAAAUUUACAAGCGGGACUAGAAAAUCCCAUCACGGUCUUAUCUGCCCAGGAAUGGAAACCUCCUCUUCCAGCCUUUGAUUUCCUGAGUAUGAUGGAUGCUCCUGCAUCUCAAGCCCCCACGAAGAAAGUUCUGGAGUGUCAGAAAGAAUCAGAGGUGCAGAAGAGUGCUAAGCAGCAGCCUGGAGACAAAUCAACAACCGGGAGAGAGCCAGUUGAAAUGCUCAGAAUAAAGCGUUGGAACAGGAAUAACUGGCCCAAAGAAACACAGGAGCCUUUUCACCAUGACAAGGAGUUAUGAGUGGACCUUACAGGAGGGCUUCUCUGUGGCUCAGGAAACCCAAGAUCAGUUCUUAAAGGAACAAGACUGAAUUAUGCUGUCUCUAGACAAGUGCCGUUGACUAGAAUUGUGAUACAAAUGACAUGUGAAAUUUCUCAGUGGCUACACUUAAAAACCAUAAAACGAGUAGAUAAAAUUGACUUAAAAUGUACUUCACUCAUAAACUCUAGACAGCUUAAUUACUACAAAACAUUGAGAGAUUUACUUUUUAAUGUGAAGUCUUCAAAAUACAGUGCAUUUUACACUCAAUGCCAUUCCUCACUAAGGAGAUCCGUGUUGUAUUUGCUUAUUUGCCACAGGUGGUACAUGACAGUUGUAUUGGGCAGCUCACUCUCAGACAAACACCAGUGUGAUUGACCAUCAGUGUGAUACCAUGAUGGUUCUAGCCAUUGUGUGCAUUUGAAUCAAAUUAGGAUGUAACUGCUGAAUCACCAUUGACUCUCUGGUGGAAUCAUAGCUGGCAGUUGUAUUUAUUUUCUUGUAGUCCUAUUAAAAUCAGUUCUUUCCAGUUCUGCCUCUCAGGAUUAUUUGGCAAGAUGAAGAGACAGUUUUAAUAUUUUGAUUUCGUGAUACUACUGACAUCUACAGGGCAUAGGUUGAGCUCCCCCCCCUUCCACUAUACACUGGAUAAUGGAUCCUCCAUCAAAGAAUUGUCUUUCUUUUAAUGUCAUUAGUUACCAAGGUUGUAUAAUUAACAACCUUGUAGUAGCUUGUAGCACGGUGGGAUCUCUAUAUCUUCCUAGUCUGCCCAGUUACUAUGUUUAUAAAUCUUUGAACAUUAAAAAUGAGUGGCUAUCAUAUCUUGACUAUUAAAAGUCAUUUUUUAAAAAAAGAUUUAUUUUUUUGCACUUCAUAUGUAUGAGUGUUUGACCUGUGUGCAUUCCUGGUGCCCACAGAGGGCAGAAGAGAGCAUUGGAUGCCUGCAGACUGGAGUUGUGGAUAGUGUCAGCUGCCAUGUGCAUGCUGGGAAUCAGUCUGUGGUCCUCUGCAAGAGCCAGUGUUCUUAGCUGAUGAGCCUUCUCUCCAGCUACAAUUUUUAUACUUUGAAGAAGCAAUUAAAGUCUCCUCAAAAGGACUUACAAUGUAUGUAAAUCUGUGUGUGCCCCUCUCUGAAUAUCCGUAUCUGUACAUUUUAAGUCUGUAUGUGCAACUUUCUAUAUACAUAAUUGUGUAUUAUAAGGGAGUUUUAAAUGAGCUCUUAUUUCUAUAAGUUAGAAUGCUAAGUUUCAGAUUAAACAGGAAUUAAAUACUGUGUUACUAU